AUGCAAACUUUUACAAAUUGUCUAAAAAUCUGUUCAUGCUGCCUGCAUGAAAAUCUCAUUUCAGGAAGUAUUCAGAAGGCCUGUGAUGCCGACUCAACCACUUCAUCAGCCACCGUAACGCGCACCAUUUCUCCAGGACGCAGCUUCGAACAUCAUGUGACUAGCCAAGCACAGGUUUCCGUUGGUAAUGUUCCAUUGAGCCCUUCUCGUGUCCCUCCGUCUACGUCGACAGCGGCAACUACUUCAUCCAACGAAGUGCCGUUUUCUCUCACUUAUCCACCGCUUUAUGUUACUGCUCCUGCUGCUAUGCAUACUCAUCAGGGCUAUCUGAACAAUCAGCAUCCUGGCAGCCAACAUCAAAGUCAUUCAGGGCACCAACAGCUGAAUCAGGUUCAGGCUGAGCAGCACUCGACCAGCACUGAGGCCUCAAACUCAUUUUCUUCGAAUCAGGAGCUCUGGCAGACACAAGUUAACGGGCAAAUUUUUGAAUUGCGUGAUCAGAUACGAGAACUGAAGGCUCAAGUGGAAAUGCUAAAGACGACAAAUGCAAAUAUUCGGAUGGACAUGUCCCGUGGUCAAAAGGCUCUUACUGACAGGAUACAAAUCUUGAUGGCAGAAUUGGAUGAAACCAAAAAGCAGCGCGCAGGCGACUCCAUUGAGCUGCAGCGUUUGCGCACUCUCCUCCUUCAGCUGGACGCCAAGUCACUCAAUUUGCCGAUUUGGGGCAAGGGUUCCAGCUCGGUUUGCUCAGCCGGCCCGAUCUCCGGACCGCUUGCCCCUAACGAUACCGAAGCUACUAGCAAUCCUUCGACACCAACUCCGUUUGCAGGCGCUCACGGUCCUUAUCCGAGUGGUUCGAGUUCGCGCGUCUUGCAUACACCAACCACUAGUAGUGCUGGCGGUGUUGGAAAUGGCUAUAUGUCUGCCGGACACUUGAUUGCCCGACCAAGUCGUGGAGCUCCACUUGGCAGUCCGAUAGCAACCAAGCGUAAGAUGCGACCUCGUCAACCUCCGAAAAAUGAGUCUUUUUGUGAGAGCUCUUUGGAGACGGAGGGCGAUGAGGGUGGUAUCAAUAAGGUGGAAGAAACCUCACGAGAUCGUAGCUGGGAUCGCGAUCGAGAACACGAUCUGGAACAGGUGGGCAGAGUCUCAGUUGAUCUGAAUACCUCAAAUGUUGUGCGCCCCAGGUCAACGGCGGCUAGCGCACUUGCCUAUUCACGACGAUGA
Messenger RNA from Protopolystoma xenopodis, 1227 nucleotides. NCBI's taxonomy places the organism in Eukaryota, Metazoa, Platyhelminthes, Monogenea, Polystomatidea, Polystomatidae. The record is from the annotation of a GenBank genome assembly.